This is a messenger RNA of Camellia sinensis, 1384 nucleotides long. RefSeq lists its product as uncharacterized. NCBI's taxonomy places the organism in Eukaryota, Viridiplantae, Streptophyta, Magnoliopsida, Ericales, Theaceae. The record is from RefSeq and is a predicted model, not a curated record.
UGAUAGUGACGCUGGAAACUGUUAGAAACAACAAUCUUACGCAACUCAACAAACAAACCUUGACUUGAUAACCACCACAACAUCAUCAACGAAUUAGGGCUUUCAAUCUUGACAUUUGAAACCCUAGACCUGACCACCUUCACAAUCCACAAAAUCUUCGAAAGCCUUUCAAUCAAACAAGCUAGGGUUUUGGAAUCUCCCACAAAUGGCGAUCCUCAGCGACGCCCUUCGUCAAGUCUUCAUGCCGAAGCACGAGUACGAGUGCCUCCGCGACGAAGACAGAGCUUGGCUUCGUCUCCAAAGGCCUCUCUUGAUGUCUGCUUUGGCAUUCGUUUCUCUCUCAAUUGUCAUCUCUAUUUGGAUUAGCUUCAGCAUAGUGUUCCCCGCCGCCCACGGCGGCGGAAAGCGGCCGUUCUGCUCCGUUUUGCGGUUCCGGUCCCUGUCGAUUAAUGGCAGCGCAGGCGGUGGGGAUUCGGAUAUUUUUUCGGGAGCUUUUUAUCUUACGGAUCAAGAAACUGUGGAUUAUUACUGGAUGGUUGUGUUUGUUCCUUCGACGUUGGUUUUCUCCAUCUCUGCGGUCUAUCUUGUAGCAGGGAUUACUGUUGCUUACACUGCUCCAACAAGACAUUGGUGUUUAAAGGUUGUUGAGAAUAACUAUUGUGCCUCAAAAAGGGGUGGAGUGCGUUGCUUAUCCAUUCUAAACGUUGUGUUUGCCAUCAUUUUCGGUCUUCUGGCAAUAUUUCUUGGUUCAAGCCUCCUCACACUAGGGAGCAGUUGCUCCUUGCCCCUGUUUUGGUGCUACGAGAUUGCAUCAUGGGGUUUGGUCAUUCUAUAUGGGGGAACCGCCUUCUUCCUCAGAAGGAAAGCAGCUGCAAUUCUUGAUGAAAGCAAUUUUGCAGGUCGGAAUCUUGGGUUAGAAAUGUUGGAAGCAAAUCCCAUGGAAGUCACGCCAGAAAUGGAGAGGCGUGUUAAUGAAGGUUUUAAAUCAUGGAUGGGGUCGUCUUUUCUAUCCUCUGACGAGGAGGAUGAACCUGAUGACUAUCAGGAAGUGCCUCAUCCAGUCCGCACAAACUCAAACAGGCAACAAGUGUGAUUGUACCUCUUGGCCAAUUCUUCUCAACGUAGUAAUUGCUGUAAGUUUUCCUGACUUUUCGGUUUCACCAGUGUUAGGAGUUCAAUUCUGGAACGCUGAAGCCAACAAUUUUAUGAUGAGUUAGCUGGUACAUACGUAUACAUGAAGGGUAUCGAAUGAGCAGGCUUUUGUAAUGGUCCUAGGGUGUAGUUGUAGUUUUUGUACAAAGUUUAGUAGUGGAAAUAGUAUAUUCUUUUUUCUCUCAUCGCUACAAGCCUAAUCCAUCUGAAGGGAUAUCAUUUUUGUUCUCUA